CGACGAAUCAUCUGCACGCAUCAUCCUUUCGUCCUCGCGCGCAAAGGCGAGUGCGUAGCACAUCAAGCCGCCCCUCACCCUCCCUUUCUCUCCCUCCGUUACGGCUGGUGUCAGUCCUCCUACCCAUCCCCCAGCUGCCUGGCAUGACGCACCUUCUCCCUCCCAAUCUGCUCCGCCUCUUCGUCUCUCGUCCGCCGCUUCCCUUCGCUCCGGCUCUGCCCGCCGACAAGGACAUCGUCAACCGCACCACACGCCAACAACGCUUUCGUCGCCCCAUCGAAGGCGCUGCCGGCUAUCUAGAGCGCGCCAAGCAGGAAGCAGCAGACAAAGGCGAAGCGACCGAAGGCGCCGAGGGGGACGACCAAGAAGUCGCGACGGACGCUGCGUACAUUCAAGUGGAGAAGAGGAAAGAGCAGAAGAAGCGCAAGCAGAAAGAGUAUCGAGAAAGGGCCGAGAAGGAGUAUGAUCCUAAGAGUGAUGAGAAAGCCAGGGGAGAUCCGUUCAAGACGCUCUUCAUCUCGAGGCUGAGCUAUGAGACUACGGAGGAGGACCUGCAUAGGGAGUUUGGCAAGUACGGGCCAAUUGAAAGCUUGAGGCUUGUGAGAGAUGAGGAGGGAAAGUCACGCGGGUAUGCUUUCAUCUUGUAUGAGAGGGAAAAUGAUCUCAAAACCGCGUACAAGGAUGCCGAGCGCAUGAAGCUGCAUGGCCGCGAGAUCAUGGUCGAUGUAGAGCGAGGGCGAACAGUCAAAGGCUGGAAGCCAAUGAGAUUAGGCGGGGGCUUGGGCGCCAGCCAGUCAACAAGGAAGAAGAAGGAGCCUGAACCUGAAGCGCCUGCAGCAAUGGGCUUCGGUAUGCGAGGAGGAUUCCGUGGCGGAUUCAGAGGAGGAUUCAGAGGAAGGGGAGGAUUCGGAGGACCGCCGAGAGGAGGCUUUGGUGGUGGGAUGGGACGAGGUGGAUUUGGAGGUGGAGCACCAGGCGGCUAUGGCGCUGGUCCACCGAGAGGGCCGUAUGGUGGUGGUGGUGGCGCGCCGAUGGGCGCCCCAUCAGGACCCGGUGGGGGUGGCUUUGGUGGAGCCCCCGGCGGGUAUGGAGGCGGAGGAGGCGGGGGCUAUGGAGGCCCGCCAGUAGCUGCGUGAGUUUGGGCGGACAGUGACAGUCGCCUGGAUGCUUUGAAGCUGACUAUCUUAUCAUACUCCUACCUCCCUUUACAGGUACGGCGGCGCACCGAGAGGAGGAGGCUAUGGCGGCGGGGGUGGGUACGGAGGAGGUGGUGGAUACGGCGGAGGAGGGUAUGGCGAGCCCGCCGCCAAGCGUGGCAGAUUUUGAUCUGCCGCUGUUCGACCACCCACAGACUCGCUACUCGGGCGCACGCUACCAUGCGCCGCCUUUGUACCAUUACCCUGUCGUACUGGCAUCUUCAUCUAUUCAUCGAGACAUCUUCGACACAGUGUACGCUUUAAUUGUC
Jaminaea rosea is the source of this 1465-nucleotide messenger RNA. RefSeq names its product RNA-binding domain-containing protein. NCBI's taxonomy places the organism in Eukaryota, Fungi, Basidiomycota, Exobasidiomycetes, Microstromatales. The record is from RefSeq and is a predicted model, not a curated record. The coding region runs from base 144 to 1136 and encodes 330 amino acids. Gene Ontology annotation, molecular function: U1 snRNA binding; mRNA binding. Gene Ontology annotation, cellular component: U1 snRNP; precatalytic spliceosome; U2-type prespliceosome. Gene Ontology annotation, biological process: mRNA splicing, via spliceosome. The transcript has 2 exons.